AGAUCAAUACUGAAGUAAGCCAGAGGGGGCGGUAAAGUCAUUUAGAUUAGAUAUGCUGAAAGUGAAGGAGCUAUGCAUGGUUUUAUCCUGUUUAUUCCCGUCGGAAUUGAGUUUAGAACGAUGAAAUGUGUGAAUAUGUUUUUUGAAUUGGGGAUAUAGACCUAUACCUAUCUUGUUUUAUUGGAAAAUAUCGAAGUAUAAAACAUGCCUUUGACAGAUAUUAUUCGCCGAGCGUCAACUUAUAUCUUGGGUCCAGAAGGAAAUAGUGUGAGAAACCCGGAUUACGAGGAUAAUGAGAUGCUUUUCUGCAAGAAUAAUGUGUGCGUGCAUCCUCCAGCUAUGGUAAGACACGAGGCUCACUUGCUACACAAUCCUGGUUAUCUUACGAUUACCACAAAGGUUUUUAUCGAUCAGUAUAAUAACACCAGAAGACCUACGUUGUUUUUAACUUGGAUUCCGAAUUCGUCAAUAUCAAAAAACACAAAUUUAAUUGAAACACCUCUUAAAGAGUCAAAUAAGAGGUAUAGUCUGGAAAGUUUAACAUCUAACGAUUCUAAUAAUGAUUAUGGAGAAAGACAUACUGGUAUAGAGCUUAAGAGCACGAAUCCCUUUUUGAAUUUUGAUGAUAGAGAUCGGUUAGAUAUGUCUGAUUUAAACUCCGAAGAAAGUGACAAACAGGGAAUUAGCAUACAUGUCGAUAUUUCUAAUCCGGAAAUAGAAAUUAUACAAACUCCCGAUAGUGUCAAAGAUCCUACAGAGUUCUUUGAAUUCUCAAGGUCAGAAUCCAUCACAUCAACCGAAUCGAAUCGUUUGUCUACACCAGAGUACCUAAUGCAACAGCCUAAUUUAUACUUUCCUGAUAGCUUAAGUAGUUCGCCAAUACUACAACCAAAACACAUUCAUAAAUGUAGAAGGUUCAGUGUAGAUUUGAGUCAAAUGAGAUCUCUGAGAUUAUUUUUUAGUGAUAAUAGCUGCACUUGUGGACAGUUAGUUAUAGCUUCAAGAGAAUCUCAAUAUAAAAUUCUUCACUUUCAUCACGGUGGAUUAGACCAUUUGGCACAAGUAUUACAUCAGUGGCAUUCUCUACUUCACAAUAUCAAAUUAGCUAAAGGUGUAGAAGAAAACCUUCCUUAUCGCCAUUUUAUGGUAUGCAGACCUGAAGUGUCGGUAUUAGAAUUGCACCCCGAAGAAGGACAAGUGCCUAAGCUGACAGAGGAGGUAUUCAGGUGUUUAUUUAAUAAAACGGGCCAGCUAGAAGAUGACCUGACGUUGAGAAAAUACAUAUUUUUUUCUGGAAUGGAACGAAGUAUUAGAAAAGAAGUUUGGCCUUUUUUGUUACACGUGUUUCCUUAUUUAAGCACGUUUGAGGAAAGGAUUCAAAUUGCUGAAAUUAGAAGACAUGAAUAUGAGGAAAUAAAUAGGCGAAGGUUGGAAUUAAGCGAAAAUAAAUUACAUCAAUUUAGAAGGAAAAUACAGAGUGUUGUUGAAGAGGAUGUAGUGCGAACUGAUAGAGGAAAUCCAUUUUUUGCCGGAGAUAAUAAUCCCAACCUGCAAAUAAUGAAAAAUAUUUUAUUGAAUUACGCAAUUUAUAAUUCGGGCUUAGGAUAUACCCAAGGAAUGAGUGAUCUAUUAGCUCCAGUUUUAUAUGAAUUGCAAGAUGAAGUUGCUGCUUUCUGGUGUUUUGUGGGAUUAAUGCAGAGAGCCGUUUUUGUUGCAACACCAACAGAUAGAGAUAUGGAUAGAAAUUUAAGAUAUUUAAGAGAGUUAAUCAGAUUAAUGGUUCCCAGAUUUUACAGUCACCUACAAAAACAUCGAGAUGCUCUAGAACUGCUUUUUUGCCACCGGUGGAUUUUAUUAUGUUUUAAAAGAGAAUUUACGGAAGGAGUAGCCAUGAGAAUGUGGGAAGCUUGUUGGGCUAAUUAUUUGACAGAUUAUUUCCAUCUUUUUUUAUGUCUUGCUAUCAUAUCGGUUUAUGCUGAUGACGUUAUUGCUCAAGAUCUUCGAUCAGAUGAAAUGCUACUACACUUUAGUUCUCUUGCAAUGUAUAUGGAUGGUCAAGUUAUUUCGAGAAAAGCAAGAGGUUUGUUACAUCAGUUCCGACAAAUGAGGGAAAUACCCUGUACUCUUGCAGGUCUUUGCACAAGAUGUGGUCCUGGAAUUUGGGAUAGUUCACACAGUCCGCGGAUAUUUUGCGUAGGACAUGAACAGCCUGGAAUGUGCAUAAAUUGAAAUAAUGGACUUACUACUGAUGUUAUUUAUUUGAUGGAUAUAAUGUUGACGAUGUUAUUAUGUGCAAUGAGUUGUUUGAAGAAAUUUUUAUGAUGGAAAAAUCAUUUGCACCCUUUCGUUGUAUAAUGAUCAAACUGCAACUUUCUAAUAAAGUUUUAACCAAAUUAUUAACAUUUUCACGGACGAAUAAUUGAUAUAAAUAGUAUUUUCAAACAACUCUUUUACUAUAGUACAAAAAUGGCGAGCACCAAAUAAAGUUUGGGUUUAAUAGGAAUAGAAAAACACGUUUCAAAAUUAUUCUGUUAUUUUAUGUCACACACUAGCAAAGCCCAAAAUGAGACAUAGUAGUUUCGCGAUGAAGUAUAAUUUCCUUCGAGAGAAAUCAAAUCAGUCGUAACUAAGGUAAAUACUAAUAAUUUCUUACCUGACUAUUUCUAACUAAGUCAAUUUUUUGGCGCUGCAUCUAUCAAUAGUUUCAAAUAGAUAUAUUGCAAAAAUACAUCAAGAAAUAGCGACAACUAAAAAUAGUUCAAUUGAAACGAGCUGCUCGGAAAACUAGUAUUCCAGAAAAAUAAAAAUAUUACCAGUAAUUUCAUUAUACUCGACGAAUCAGCUUAAUGUGGUAUAUCCUGUAUAUAACAUUUGUUAUUAUUUUUAUAUUCUAAGUAAAUUGUUACCAUAAUAUAUAGAACCGGCUCUUUCAAGUUCUAAUAAAGUGCCUUAUAGUUAUUAGCCACAACAGGAACUUUUAAUUUACAAACAACUGUUUACAGAUUGUUCUGCCUUAUUUUAUUUAGUUAUGAUAGUUCUGAUGAUGAGAAUAGUUUAUAAAAUAUUAUAACAAUAUUUUGAGUCUGUUGCGUACGUGUAAAUAUUCAAAGUAAUUUUGACCUAGAGAAUUCCUCAUAAAAAUUUUCGGCGAACUCAAUUGGCAACACUUAAUUUGAGUUGAUAGCUUCCAGCUACAUAUUUUUACUGGUUUUAUUCACCUAAUAAUACUCAGAAGAACAGCGCAACAACUGAAAGAAAGUUUUUAGUCUUUCAAUCAACGUAAAAUAUGAAUCACAUAAUUAAUAAUACGCUCUCAACAAGCCACUCCUCUUGAAGACAUAUCCGCACUUAUAUUAAGUGAAAAUACAAAUUUAAUAUUCAUUUAAUACAUAUAUUUUAUCGAUAUAUUUAUAUUCAAUAUAUCAAAUUUUUUGUUCCUUCAAAAAUGGUUACUUUUGCGAUCAAAUGAAAUCAUUAAUGAUCAAGAUUAAUACGCUCUGAUCAUAAGUUAACCAGACUUCUUUAUACCAUUUAAGUACUUGUUACCUUCUUUCAUACUUCCAUGAUACCACCAAAGUCGCCUAAAAACUUUAUAACUUUAUGUGGCCCCCCAUCCCGGACUUACAAUUCGUUGCUAGUAACUUUUUCUCUCGUCUAUAUUGCACUAGAAGAAGAUUUUGUCACUAUGUCAAAAAUGGAAUUUUUUGUUAAUUCCGCUAAUAAUAACUAGUAGGAACUUUAUUAGAUGAAAAAUCCGGGCCAUAAUAUCUUAAAUCACCAUAUCAUCCUCAUAUUAUUUGUAUAUAACAUUGUUGAUGUUAUUGUCCUUCUUGUUUGUAAUUUCGGGUGUUGCGGGUUGUUGUUACGAUCUUUUAUUUGAUCUUUAUCAAGGCUUAAAAUUUAUUAAUAUCUAUACAUGUAUAUAUAAAUGAAUGGGACCCACUGCAACCGUUUGUUUAAAUGACUUUUUCAUUGUUCCUUUGUUUUAUACAAUAAUUUUCUUAUUUGUUUAUGUUAUAUAGUUUGUCUUAGAUGCAGUGUGACCCAUUUAUUUAUAAAUACAUGUAUAGAAAUCUAUCUGAUUAUUGUUUUACUUCUAAUUUCACAAUUUUUUGUUUACUUGUUUAUCUUCAUCAACAUUUGAGAUAUUAUGUACCAUAUAUUUUUAGCCUUAAUAAAGAUCAGAUGAAAGAUCAAAACGUUGCCAUUUUUAAAAACUUUUGGUCAGUUUUAUUUUGAGUCCUCAAUCCGCAACACCAUUCGAAAUUAUUUGAAUAUGUUACCGUUAAAGUAUUUUCUAGAAUAACUAGAUAUUUCAUAUAAUAAGCGGGGAAGUUAAUUUACUAUAUAAUAGUAAAGCUAUAACCUAGGGAGCUAGAUUUUAUGAAGCCGAAAAUUUGGUUCAAAAUUUGUUUUAUUUCGCUUUACAAAAUCAACAAAAAUAUUGUUCAGGAGAAGACUAGUUUUCAUAGAAUAAAUAGUUUUCCUCCAUGCAAGAACGGAAUUUUGAAAACAUUUAUCUACUCUUUGAUAUAGCACGGAUAUAAUUGAAACAAAGUCUUUGUCAGCUAAAUUAUGAAUGUUUUUGUAGUGGGAUUGUGGCAAAAUUAAACACAGUGUUAUAUAUUUCCAAGCUUUCCAAAAACAACGGAUAUACCAAUAUAAAAAUAUGUAUAAAAGUAUAACAAUAAAAAAAUUAGAUCUUGGUGUAUAAUUUUGCCACAAUCACGCUAUGAAAACGCUUAAUAUAGACAGUGUGUUUCUAAAUUCAAGCGACAAAAUUCAGGAGGUGAUUGUUCGUAUAAAAUUAAGACAAAAUUUCCAAAGCCCGCUCGUUUCCGAAAUGUUAACCUUAAAAUGUGUUGUUAGUUUUGGGUUAUUUUUUUUUCUAAAAUUUCAGUAAAGCUAUAAACUUGAAACUCUGUAGUUUUCGUGCAAUCGCAAAGAAUCAAUCACUGGUACUUUUUCAAUAUUCCUGUUACAUUUCCAGCAUUUAUUAUGAAUCGUACGACAUUUUACAUCUUGUUUUCCACUCAAUUUUUUUCUAAAUAUUGAAAAAAUACUCUUGGUGAGUCUUUUGUGAGUGCACGAAAAUUACAGAAUUUCAAGUUUCUCACUAUACUGAAAUUUUAGAAAAAAAAUAAAAACUUAAUUUUAGACACCACCUUUUGAGUGAUAUCUCUGAAAGGGGUGCGCUGAUAAAUUUUGUGACAGGAAAAAUCCAUCUUAACUUCAUACGAACAAUGGCCUCUUGAAUGAUGCUGCGAAUUUAUAUGCACGCAAAAAUUUAAUAAUUUAUAAUUCAAAGUGUAAUACCGACAGAAAAAAUCUUAUUUUUGAACUGUGUGUGUUUUAAAUUAAAAAUAUAUAUCAACGUUACACGUUGUGUAAACUUUAUUCAUAUAUAAGUAUUGAAUAGUGUUAAAAAAACCUUAUACAUACUUACUUUAAAAGUAGUAGAUGUUUGGAAGAUUUUUUGCUCAAAAUAAUGCCUUGUAACACUUUUAGUACAGACGGAAAAAUAUGAAUAGCCUCACAUGAAGCAGAUCUGUGAAUCUGCUGCUGAUAUUUUCGAUGAAAAUGCUAAUAUUAAUUGAAUAAUUAAGUAAAAAGUUUAUUAUAAAAAUGGAGAAGGUUAUCUUUACAUAUUAUGUAUUAAAUAAAUGAAGGAAGGAAAUGUUGCUUCACUAAAUAAAAGUAUACUUUUUCAAACAAAUAUAUUAUAGUCGCGAGGCCCCUCCUAGAGUCUCUCGAUAAGGAUAUCUUAGCGGGUGAAUGCUAAAGAAGUGCUAGUUAUUCACAUUGUCGAUUUAUUCAGUUGACCACUAACCUACAUGAGACGGAUCGACAGCGAGGAGACCACAGCGAAUCGUCUACACUCUCGCACUAUCUUUCCCUCAUCUGGAUCGGGUUUUACGGAGUAGGCUAUUAAAAUUGUUUCCUACAUUCUUCUCACUCAAAAAAUUCAGUUAAUAGACGUGAAUGCCAGAAACUUAGAACGAAGUAUGAAAUUGGCAGAAAUGCAUCUUGAAUAAUUUUCAUAAAUUCAAUCUCUAGGGAUGUAACAGGGCUAUGAGUUUAUAAGAAACUUCCGUUAUGUUUGUUAGUGGCGAAUUAAUAAUCUUUAUUUUUAGUUAUAAGAUAUUAUUGGACAUCUAUUUUUCUAAGCGAUGAAUAUUUGAAUAUUUAAACUAAAUUGACGAAUACAUAUUUUUUUUGUUAUUGUUUCCAAGUAUUAUACAAAACUUCGAGCAACGCAACGUUUAAGGACUUGUUAUAUAUAAUAACUAAGUACGCAAUUUACUGUAUAUUUUAAAUGACUAUUCUGGUAAUAAUAUCGAAAUAUAUCGGAUUCCGGACUUUAACGGUAACAUACAGUUAAGUUUGUAUAUAUUCGGACUAAAUUUUAUUAUAUGAAAUAUUUUUGUUUUUUGUUGUGUUGUGUUUAAAACUGUAGAGACUAUAUCGACAUACUAAAGAUGUUAAAAGCUUGAAUGUGUCUCUAUAACAAUACUGAUUUUGUAAAUUGCAUAUUGAAUUUGUGUUUAAACCUUCAUGGCUGCUUAUUUGUUGAUAAGAUAGGUAUAUAUUAUAAAAAAAAGGAAGAAAUAAAUGAAUAAAUUUCAUUCUUGUUUUAUUGUUAAUUGUAAAAGUAAAAAAAAUUCCUAACCUCAAAUUUUAUCUAAUAUUUUGUAACUAGAUUGCAACUUGCACGCAAUAAAAAUGGCACAAAACCGAUAAUGUCAAGAACUUGGAUGCUUUUUAUCAAGAAAUAUUGCGUCUUGCAUUUCAUUGCACUUUGUAGCGCAUCAUGUCAAGCGGCCUUUAUGGAUUACGGGCCGAAAACGGGUCUUAGUCAUGGUAGGAUUAUUUCGACCGUAAUACAAUUUCGGUCAUCAAAUAUCUUUACAAAAAGAGAUAAAAAAUACCUCACUGCGAAUUAGAUAGUGAACAGCUUGUCUAAGUUCGCAUUAAAAUUUUAGAAUCAGUGGAUCAUUAAAAAGUAAAGAUAAACAAGAAAAUUACACAAAAAAUUAAUCCCUUGGAAUUUCCAAAACACGUAGCAGCUACUUCUUCUUCAAGUACCAUACACUUUGCACCUUGUAAGUGUUCACUUGUCCAAAACUUCUAAUCUAUUAUCUGAAGGCCCUUUCUCGCAUAACGAAAAAUUGUUGCCGCACCCUAAAUGCCACACCAGUCUCUUUAUACCGCGAUCUGUUCUCUCUCCACACCCGUUGUCCUUAGUACUUCUUCAUUCGUCAUUUGCUCGGUCCAUGGGAUCCGUAGAAGUCUGCACAACAGCCGUAUUUCCACUGUUUCUAUUCUGUCUAAGGACCUCAC
Diorhabda sublineata is the source of this 7341-nucleotide messenger RNA. It is a transcript of the gene TBC1D16, whose product is annotated as TBC1 domain family member 16. Gene Ontology annotation, cellular component: early endosome. Gene Ontology annotation, molecular function: GTPase activator activity. The record is from RefSeq and is a predicted model, not a curated record. The transcript is spliced from 10 exons. Gene Ontology annotation, biological process: activation of GTPase activity. Bases 205 to 2229 code for a protein of 674 amino acids. Lineage: Eukaryota; Metazoa; Arthropoda; Insecta; Coleoptera; Chrysomelidae.